CUUAUUUCUAUUUCUUCUUAUCAUUUGAUUUUUGAUUUUCAACAUCUAUUUCUCGCAUUUACACCUCACUUUCCCCCUUUCUGAAUCUAAUUUCUUUGUCUCCUUCUCGCACGCCGCCGUAGCUCGCCGGUCGCCGGUCACCGGAUUUCAUCGUGAAAUUGAGAAGUUUAAAAGGUUUUAAUUAUGGCAACGGCGACAUACCCUCCACCGCCACCUUUUUACAGGCUUUACAAAGAUUACUUGCAAGACCCUAAGUCUGCUCCCGAGCCUCCGCCGCCUAUUGAAGGGACUUACGUUUGUUUUGGAGGCAAUUACACGACCAGUGAUGUUCUACCAAGCUUGGAAGAACAAGGGGUGCGCCAGCUCUAUUCUAAGGGGCCUAAUGUUGAUUUCAAGAAGGAGCUGAGGUCACUCAAUGGAGAGUUGCAACUACAUGUCCUGGAGCUUGCUGAUAUUCUUAUUGAGAGACCUUCACAGUAUGCAAGGAGAGUUGAAGAAAUUUCUACUGUAUUCAAAAACUUACAUCACCUUUUAAAUUCAUUGCGUCCUCAUCAGGCGAGAGCAACUCUGAUUCACAUUUUGGAACUUCAGAUACAACGACGUAAACAGGCAGUGGAGGACAUAAAAAGGAGGAGAGAAGAAGCACGACGGCUCCUUAACGAGUCCUUGGCAACACUUGAUGGUCAUUAGAGCGUUCUCAAUCUUGUAUUCACAGCAAGAAUCAACUGAUGAAAUUAAUUUUAGAAUGAAUUUUGACCUCUAGAUUUUAGCAAAUGAUGAAAAGAUUAAAACAAGAAAUUUGAUGAAAGCUGUUUUGCAGCUUGUGUAGAGAUAUUAGAAUUAGAAGAAUUGUGAGUGUUGCUACUGCCCUUAUAAAUAUUCGGUGUAUGGAAGUCUGAACUGUCAAUGUAGGAAGUGGUGGGACGAAUUUGCCUCUGUUGAAUAUUAUUUAAAUAAUAUUAUAGUACCAUCUUUAUGGAAAGUUUCA
Vigna radiata var. radiata (mung bean) is the source of this 988-nucleotide messenger RNA. Its product is annotated as mediator of RNA polymerase II transcription subunit 7a. Lineage: Eukaryota; Viridiplantae; Streptophyta; Magnoliopsida; Fabales; Fabaceae. Gene Ontology annotation, biological process: regulation of transcription by RNA polymerase II. Gene Ontology annotation, cellular component: mediator complex; core mediator complex. Bases 184 to 690 code for a protein of 168 amino acids. Gene Ontology annotation, molecular function: transcription coregulator activity. The transcript is spliced from 6 exons. The record is from RefSeq and is a predicted model, not a curated record.